This is a messenger RNA of Suillus fuscotomentosus, 1749 nucleotides long. Its product is annotated as phosphatase 2C-like domain-containing protein. The transcript has 10 exons. Gene Ontology annotation, biological process: protein dephosphorylation. Gene Ontology annotation, molecular function: protein serine/threonine phosphatase activity; cation binding. The record is from RefSeq and is a predicted model, not a curated record. Bases 390 to 1607 code for a protein of 405 amino acids. Lineage: Eukaryota; Fungi; Basidiomycota; Agaricomycetes; Boletales; Suillaceae.
GCGGCAAAAUGCAUUUGGCAGGAGAAAAUCAACACUAUCAGCAGGGAAUCAUGAAACUACGUGCGCGAGUUGGGUAACCAUGACGGCGAUGUCGUAUCAGAAGUUGUUAAACGUUGCCGCAUAACGUCGCCGACUUUCGGGGCUGGACCAAAAGACCCGGGUUUGUUUAACGUCUGCAGGUCUGCUACUAGUACCUCGUGCUGCCGAUGGCCAGUCACUAGUAGAACCGACCGUGACUGUGGCCGGCGCCAGCUGUUUUUCCCACCACCAGAUAUACUUAGUGACUAGCUACGGUUUCAAGCUUCAAGUUGCAUAUAGCCGUGACUUCUUGCUUCAAUUCUAAGCUUUAUGUAUUGAGGCAAUGCUUGUCAUCCCCUUACACCAAUAGCAUGCAACGAAUACCGUCAUUACUAUUCCAGUCGUCCAAAGUCUUAAAUACAACAUUGUCCCCAUCAAUCAUUUCCUCACAUCAAUAUCAUGACUUUGUUCGCUUCUCUACGCCAGGUGGCGCAGCCCGUGUACCACUCCAUUCCCCCACCAUCAUAGGCGUGGCAACCUCAAGAGGUACUCGCGGUCACCAGGAAGAUUACUAUGCUUUUGCAUCACUACUCUUGGAUCCUGACGGGCUACAGGCAGGCUUGAAGAAAACACUCGGCAUCGAUUGGACCCCGAAGAACAUCAGUGAUCCGUUAGCACGUCAGGUAGUCUUUGUCGGCCUUUAUGAUGGACAUGGCGGAUCCACCGUUUCUCAGUUUUUGCGCCAGGAGUUACAUGGGCUAUUCGAAUCCGUCGACAAGGCUCACAUUCCAGAGUUGUAUCUGUGGAUCAAAGACCAAGGGGGUUAUUUCAAGAGGUUUCGUGGGGGCGCCCUUGCUCCCUGGAUAAAUCAGUCCAAUGGAAUGCCUCCGCUAGAUCUCGAGGCACGUGCUACUCAGGCAUUCUUUGAAGUUGACCGCCUCCUCUCUAUUGAGAGUGAAGCCAAAACAUGUGGAGCGACAGCGUCCGUCGCCAUCCUCCACUCCCUUGAUACCCGCCCGUUCUUCUCAUCCACGAAUCUCGUUUUGACAGUCGCUCACGCUGGCGAUGCUCGAGUACUCCUUUGUGGCACCAAUGACUGUCUUGUCUGCCCGAUGACCGAGAAUCAUCACCCCGAUACCCUUAUGGAGGCCGCACGUCUCCGACGGAUGAUGGGUUCAUCACUUAUCACUGAUUCUUUUGGCGAGUCUCGCUGGAUGGGUGCUCUAGCAAACACGAGAGCUCUCGGAGAUCUCAAAUGGAAGCCGUACGGCGUGACUCCAGAACCAGAUGUUCGAACCAUACUAUUGGAAGGCACUAAAUGGGCGUACAUGAUCAUCGUCUCCGAUGGUGUGUCAUCCAUACUAUCCGAUCAAGAAAUAGUCGACGUUGCCCGAGGCGCACCAAGCCCGAAGAAAGCUGCCGAGCAAAUCUUAUCAUACUCCGAAGAAUUGGGUGGGGAAGACAAUGCAACGGUUAUAGUCGUGCCCUUGUCUGGUUGGAAAGAGAUUCAAGGGCCUGAUAGGACCCGCGCUCUUCGCGAAUAUCGAAGUCAGCAAGCGGUCGGAAGUGAGCGACAAAGGAGAAUGUGAUUUAGAGUUAUACCCCCCGUUAGAGUACAUAAUUCGCUAAAUCUUUGCAGAAAUUUAUUGGACUUUAUUUGUCUAGUGUUAGUACAAUGGAUCAGCCUCCUUUCGGGGGAGGUCUCUAAAUCUGCGCUACGGCAUGACCAUC